Molecule: messenger RNA, 1798 nt
Organism: Haliotis rufescens (red abalone)
Lineage: Eukaryota; Metazoa; Mollusca; Gastropoda; Lepetellida; Haliotidae
Product: A disintegrin and metalloproteinase with thrombospondin motifs 9-like
Exons: 8
Coding region: 102-1160 (352 amino acids)
Molecular function (GO): metalloendopeptidase activity; zinc ion binding
Source: RefSeq, a predicted model, not a curated record
CACAAAACCAUAACAUACGGACGAGCAGACGCAUCACUGUAGCCGUUGCUUCUGAAAGCUUCGUGAGAACUGAUCUAUCAAGACACUGAAAGAACGUUGACAUGAAGUCCUACAUGUAUGGUGUACAAGGGGCGUUCCUGGCCGUCAGCCUGUGCACCGUGUGUGCAGCAAAUACGUGCACCGAUCUUGGAAAUCUCCCUUUCUUGAAGAACGGAUAUACGUGGGCAGGAUCUCCGUUUAUGAACUUAACGACAGGUGGUCUGAUGCUGUGCGCUGUCGAAUGCAUCAAGCGGUCCAGGUGCAUGUCGUUCAACUUCUACCUUCAAGACGGCAGCUGUGAGAUGCGUGACGUGGAGACAAGUGAUCCGUUCUACUUGCCAGUGUCCACAGUUGUGCAUUCAAAUAUAAAUCAAUUCCAGGAGUUACUUGCUCGGACGUGUGAAUUCCAUGACUGCGACGUGCAUGAAGCAUGUAUCCCUGAGGACGGAGAUUAUUCUUGCGCUGUGGAAUUCCCCUCAUCUUGUGCCGACGUUAAGCAGUGCGCACCCAAGAGUGAUGAUGGAGAGUACUGGAUAUACCUACGCGACUUCAACAUGGUCAAAGCCCGCAUAUAUUGCCACAACAUGGCGUCCACAGAACCCUCGGACUACCUGACCCUCCCUGUCACUAACUAUGGCUACUACCCCAUCCUCCGCAACCCUAUCUGUGCUGGAGAGGUGGAGGGCCUGGCAGGUUCCUGUGAUGGAAACGGUGGGGAGGUCUGGUUCAAUAAAAUCAAGAUCGACACACGGUCACUGAGAGUUACCACAAACGACCACACAUUUGCUAACUACACAAAUUCGAAAUUGCUGUAUGGAGUUGCUUCAGAUUGUUAUGCCAAACACAACGAUGGAGUCAAGGCUUCAUGCGGACCUCGCGGCAUGUUUACCAUCGAUUUGAGUGGAACUGGCAUGGCCGUAACGCCGGAGACGACCUGGCUCGACACCGGCUACAAAUACUGGAUGAACGUUACGCGAGCCGAUGACAAUACCAGGGUCUACAUGAACUGCGGGGGGUAUCCGGGCUACUGUGAGGCUGAGGACGGCCUGUUUCUCCAACCUUACGACAUGGAAGUUCUUGAAGAAUCAUCUGCAACCGAAGUUCAGUGCACCAACCCAUAGCUGCUUGAUGCAAGCAUCGCUUGUUUUAGGAUUCCUUGGUGACCAUGUAUAAUUGUUUGACAUAAUUGUUUAGUUACUUGAGCUUCAGUAUACGAUCUUACUCCUAUUGAACGACUCAAGGACAUGAAAUAACCAGCAUAGUUAAAUACAAAAGCUACUGAUCUAGACAUCUUUCAUUUAAAAUAAUAACCCAUACCUUGUUUCAAACAUGUGUUUGAAUUGCGAAUUUACGGGACAAGGUGGCGAAAAUGGUUUUUUUAAGAAUUCUAUUCCUUUGUCGUGUAUGGAUGUGGGGACAUUGGUUCGAAUUCCAGAUUCGCCCUUAUUAUGAUCCUGUUUUUUGUCAGCACCUUACGUAUGUCCAUUGUGUUCAUCAAACUGCCACACCUUGCGCCACCUACGGCUUUUCUCCUACACUUAACUGGGUCGCUGUGUUAUAACCUGAAACACGAAGGACGAGAAAGAAAUACAUACUUCCACACAGUCAAAGAGAGCUUGUGUUGUAUAAACUUAAAACGUCUCGAUUAUACUUAUGUGCUUGUUGAAGUUGUGUUGUAAUGUAUUUGUAUAAUUUGUUCUAACUGAUGUCAUGUAUAUUUGCUACGGGUCGCAUUAAACUGGGGGGAAAGGCGUAUACA